ACCUAUCAUUUUAUUUUUUUUAAAACAUGCAUUAAUGUCACUCAAAUUAAGAAUAUUUUAAUCUCACGGAUACGUAUGACCUUUCCUCAGAUCAUCACAGUUUAAUAAAGAAGGUCAACUGCUGGCAGGCAAGACUUUCUUGUUGAAACAAGUCAACUUCUCUGGACCUUGCAAAUCGACAACCGUUCAAAUCCAAGAGCAAGCCAUAGUGACGGUGUUGCCUUUCCGGAGAAGCCGUAGAGGAAUCCGACGAUGAAGAACGUGAAACCCACAGCGAGAAGCGAAGUACUACGGCUCGGAUCAACGAUAAAGAACGCGAAUGCGAAUAUCGGUGAGAGAUCUCUUCCUUCCAGACUGCCAAUGUACGAUCGUGGACAACCGAAAAAUGCUACCUCUUACCUCUUCUCAAACUUCCCCGAGGAUUGGUCCCCAAAGAGACUCUGGUUUCUGUUUGCAACCUAUGGUGCUGGAUUAGGACGGAUUGUAGAUGUAUUCAUCCCCAGAAAGAAGGACAGAAAAGGAAACAAAUUUGGCUUUGUCAGAUUCUCAGAGGUCAGAGAUAAAGCCAGAUUAGAGAAGAUGCUCAAGAUGAUCUGUUUUGGCACUGAACAACUCAGGAUCUCCCUGGCAAAGGAGAGGAAACCACUACAACCAGCCCUUAAACACCACCGUCCACUACCACCUCCACCACCACCAGGAACCCUCAAAACGAAAUCCUAUGCUGAAGCCCUACUAAAUGGCCUUAACUCCCCAGAUUCUGAUAGCCAAACACGUAGGACAAACGCUAUGCCACAAACCUGUCCACUGGGGAAGUUCUCUCCCUUGAUCUUAUUCCUGGUCUUUAGCAAACCUUUUGGGAGAAUGGUUUCUCUCACAUCACAACUACACCAAUGGGGGGAUGCAAAAGGUGAGGGGUUCUUGGGUGUUGAGGGCUUAUGGGGUAUAAACAAAGCUACCUGCUAUUUUGUGAAUGUUUAUGGACCAUGUAAUGUGGCUGGUCGUGCAAAGUUGUGGGAGGAUCUAUCAACUCUUAUUGGAACCUUGAAUUUCUUUUUCUGUCUUGGUGGCGACUUCAACUGUGUCAGAGGAAUGCAUGAAAGAAAAGUUGAAGGGUACUGGGGUUUUAAAUGCAAAGAAAAGCUUAGAAGGCUCAAGCAACACUUGAAGAAAUGGAAUAAGGAGGUGUUCGGUAACAUCGACAGUCAACUUGAACAGGCAAUGAAGAAAGUUGACUUUGUUGAUAUAAAAUGUGAGGACCAGGAUCUUUCAGAAGAAGAUGUACUCAAAAGAAAGGAUGGCUUCGAAGAACUAUGGCUUUGCUUGAAAAAGAAAGAAAGCUUGUGGAGACAAAAGUCUAGGGUUACUUGGAUCAAAGAAGGGGAUGCAAACACUGCCUAUUUCCAUAAAUUUGUAAACAGCAGGAGAAAAAAGAAUAUGCUUCAUGGGGUUAACAAUCAAGGCUCUUGGAUUGAUGAUCCUAUUCAGGUGAAACAGAUUGUUUACGAUCACUUUAAAAGCCAAUACUCAUCACAGUCUACCCAACAAGUACAACCAUCUUUUGACCAUUUGCAAUUUUGUCGAUUAUUAGAAGAGGAUAGAAUAUUGCUGGAAGUUGAGUUUACAGAUGAUGAAAUUAGAGAAGCAGUCUCCUCAUGUGCAAGUGACAAAGCCCCAGGACCCGAUGGAUUUAACUUUCACUUCAUCAAGUUGGCAUGGGGUACAGUAGGGGUUGAUAUAAUCAACUUCAUCAAAGAAUUCCACCAGAAUGCAAGACUGGUCAAGGGAAUUAAUUCCUCAUAUAUCACACUUGUGCCUAAGAAGAAAAACCCCACUUCCUUGAAGGAGUUUCGGCCAAUAUGUACCAUUGGGUCUAUGUACAAAAUCUUGGCUAAGGUGCUUGCUAACAGACUUAAGAAGGUAAUUGCUAAGAUUAUUAGUGCUAGUCAAUCUGCUUUUAUUAAGGGUAGACAACUUGUUGAUUGCUCUUUUGCUCUUAAUGAGAUUAUACAUGACUUGAAAAUUAAAAGGAGGAAGGGCAUUAUAUUCAAAGCUAAUUUUGAAAAAGCAUUUGAUUCUGUGGAUUGGGGAUAUCUUGAUAAAAUGCUUUCCUUUUUGGGUUUUGGUGAGAAAUGGCGAAGCUGGAUUAAAGAGUGCUUAAGGUCUGCUUCCAUCUCAAUUCUUGUCAACGGUAGCCCAACCGAGGAAUUCAAUAUGCAGAGAGGUUUGAGACAGGGAGACCCCUUUUCUCCCUAUUUAUUCCUUAUUGUUGCUGAAGGUUUUCAUGCCCUUCUCCUUGAAGCAAAAAAAAAAAGACGUCUUUAAGGGAGUGGUGAUUGAUGAUAAAACUUUUAUUUCUCA
This is a messenger RNA of Rubroshorea leprosula, 2358 nucleotides long. Lineage: Eukaryota; Viridiplantae; Streptophyta; Magnoliopsida; Malvales; Dipterocarpaceae. The record is from the annotation of a GenBank genome assembly.